Dendronephthya gigantea is the source of this 2745-nucleotide messenger RNA. Its product is annotated as BTB/POZ domain-containing protein 7-like. The record is from RefSeq and is a predicted model, not a curated record. Bases 362 to 2485 code for a protein of 707 amino acids. Gene Ontology annotation, biological process: morphogenesis of a branching epithelium. Gene Ontology annotation, molecular function: protein binding. Lineage: Eukaryota; Metazoa; Cnidaria; Anthozoa; Malacalcyonacea; Nephtheidae. The transcript has 8 exons.
UCUUGUCAACUAGAAGCUUCAUGAUGUUUACGGCUGUUCAUUAGAUUUUUUACUUUCUUUUUGUUUUUAAACGAUUAAUUGUGUUUAAACUUUGGUUUAUGUAAUGGGGUAAUGCUUUGUCUUGUUUUUCGCGAGAGAUAUUGGCUGUAAUGUGUUAUAUGUGCUUACAUAAAGAUGAGAAUCGCCAUUUCGGACAAGUAAAUAAAGAUACUGGUUGACUUAUUUGUUGCUAUGAAAAAUAUCAAGACAACAGCCAUUACAUGAACUUUUAACAGAACUUUAGAAAUAUACAAAGCAUGAGAGAUAUGCAUGGUACUUCACAGCAAAGUCUAUUGUAAAGUUUUUGUUUUCGUCCCAUAAAAUGGGUGGGAUAAAUUCUCUUCAUAACUCACGGUCAGUGGAAAAUAUCCCACGAAGACAAAACAAGGCUCGUCUGGAGGGAAAGAAAAAUGUUUCAAAGUUUGCAACACUUCGAAAGAAGUUUUCACGUCACAAGUCCUCCCACAAAACUCAAAACUAUGUCAAACAUAUCAGAGAGUUAACACAAUCUUGGAAUACACACCAGAUUAAUGCCCUUGUGGAGGAAUAUGAGUCACUUUCUGCUCUGAAAGAUUUAUCAAUUCAAACGAGCCUGGCUCGUCCACGAGUUAGAACUUUAAAGGAAGAUCUACUUGCAAUGUAUGAACAGCAAUAUUUCACAGAUGUUGUGUUGCAAUUCAGAGGAUGCGAGUUUCAUUGUCACAGAUUCCUAUUAUCGUUGCGCUCACCAUUCUUCCACACUAUCCUUGAAAAAAACCCAGGGCAUAAUGCAAAGAUACAGAUUGAUAUAGCAAACCCUGAAUUAACUGUGGAUAUAUUUAGAAUGAUGUUGCAUUAUCUAUACACAGGUGAUGUACCAACAUUUGAUACAGCUUUGGUGGAUAACUUAGAAAUCCUCAUGAAAAUGGGAGAUGAGUUUGGCACACCAAAUGUUCUGGAACUAGAUAUGAAUGUGUUACUAAAUACAAGCAAAUUCAGUGAUGUUAUUUUGGUCUUCAAAGAUAAUUUUGCAGGCAUACCUCAGACAAGAGAAAUUUCUGGUGUUGAGUCGUCAUUUGAACUGCAUUGUCAUAAGGCAAUAUUAGCAGCCAGAUCCCCAUUUUUUCACACAUUGCUAACAACUUUAGCCAAGGAAGGAGAUUUUUCAAAGCCAUUAAAGCUGGUCCUCGAUGAGAAGAUUAUCCCUCGGCAGUAUGGCAGAGUGCUACUACAAUGUAUGUAUCUGGAUUGUGUGGAUGUGUCUUCUGUGAUCAGAUGGGCUUUAGGUAGCGAUGAACGGAGUAUUGAGGAUCCACACAAGUUACUUACUGUUCCUGAGGUGGCAAUGGAAGUUUAUGAGAUUGCAAGAUUCUUGGAUUUUGCAACGCUUGAGCAAGGUGCAGAGGAUAUCAUCAUUCAAGAACUCUCCCCCAUGUCUCUACUGGCGUCGUUGGAAUGGAGCAACAAACCUCAUGGCUCACAUUGGGUCUAUCGACAAACUAUGCAUUAUCUGCGAGAAGAGUUUCUCAACCUUGUGCAUUUGGAUGUCUUUCUAAAUCUACCAAAACAGUUUCUUAUUGAAGCAUUGAAAUCAGAUUUUCUUCAGGCAAGUGAACAAGAUGUUCUUCUGGCUGUCAUGAAGUGGGGUGAAGCUCAAGUUUACAAAACGAUGUAUCCAUCAGAUGGGAAACUGGAACAUUAUACCAGCUCUUUAAAGCGGAGCAUAAGACGAAAAGACAUUGACGUGAAAUCCCUCAAACACGUUCUUCAUGGCGUUUUGCAACUAAUACGAGUACAGCAUAUACUUCCGAAGGACAGCAGCGUGCUGAAAGUUGCAAUACAACAAGGUUUAUUGCAGAAGAAAAUGCCAUUGGACAUUGGGGAAGGAGAGAGACAGCAAAGAUCAUCGUGGAUAAGAGUGAAUGAUGAUAGGAAAUAUGUAAAACCAAGAUUGUUUUCAGCCUACGUCGAUGAGGCAAAGGCUAUCAUGCGUGAACGAAUGGUUGAAGAGAUGGAAGUUGUUCGUCUUCGUAUGAUACGUCGUUCAGACAUGCCAGAUAUGGUAACCAGUAUAACCAGCCAGUAUUGUACCCCAGAAUAUGAAGAUGGUCCACCAUCUGUGAUCGCAAAUGAACUACCAUAUCCUGAUCAGAAUACUGUCAAAGCUAUGUUGAACAGAGAAAAAGAACUUAAGUCUUUUAAUCAAACACAACGGGCGUAUGCUCUUUCUUUAGGGGACGGCAGAGCCGUGAAUCACGAAGUACGAAAACGUGUUGUACGCGAAUUUGGUCUUCCCGACGUCGCCGUCGAGGUUCUCCGACAUGCACGGAAGAACACAGCCGAAGAUUUUCCGGGCAGUCAGGAGUCACUCUUGCUCAGCUAUUGCAGCAAUGAAAAGCUAAGCAUCCCAUCCGAUACUGAACCCGAUGUGACACUGGAUGUUCAAGCGAAGAAGAAACAGAAAUAGUUAUUGUGGGUGCCUGUAUGACACCAGGCUUAUUAACAAGAGCGACAAUACUCGCUCAAUAAAUCAUUUGCUGGACAAAUGACGUAAUGUAUAUGAGCCAGGGUGACAUAAUGGCGUAGAUCUUACUCUACUGAAUAUCACAUCACAUUUGGAUGCUCAAAAUUUUGUGUAUUUGCGUCAUGAAAUUACUACAACUUAUUAUAUAAGAUUUCUAUACAAGGACAAAACUUGUUAUAUUCCAUAAAGUAAUAUAUAUACAU